Messenger RNA from Cuscuta epithymum, 4140 nucleotides. NCBI's taxonomy places the organism in Eukaryota, Viridiplantae, Streptophyta, Magnoliopsida, Solanales, Convolvulaceae. The record is from the annotation of a GenBank genome assembly.
GGCAGAGUGUUGUUGUUGGGUAGAGUAUCUGGCAGUUACAUUGAUGAGGGUUGCUGCGGCCUGCGGCCGGAGUAUCUUCUGGUGGGCGGCGUCACUAUGGUGACGUCACUGUGGCGGCGACUGUCACGGGGUGGAGGUAGUGGUAGAUGUCAAUGUAUUCGUGUCACUAUAGUCAGAAUUUGGGGCGGGUAUGUCACUGCGGAGAUGUCAUUGUGGCCGCCCUCGGUGGCGGUGACAAUUCGGGCGCGGCAGCGACAGUGACUCGGUGGCUGUGACAUGGCGGCGGUAUCAGCCGGAGUAACUUUUGGCGGGUGGCGUCACUGAAAAAUCAUUGUCACUAGGCAGUAACAGCGUCACUAUUGUGUCACUGUGGUCGUUGUCACUAUGGCCGAUGACGGUCUCCAGCGGUGGCGAUGGUCACCGGUGGGAGGUGGUGGCAAGGAGGGUGGAUGUCACUGUGUCUCGUGUCACUAGAGCGUGUCACUGUAGCAGUGUGUAUAUAAGCAAGCUUGUCACUUAUUACUUAUUAGUCACAUUUCAGGAAUUUUUAAAAAAUAUCAUUUCUUUGCCUAUUACGCUUUUAUCAGUAAUAUUCAAGACAAAACCCUAAAAAGAGACGGAGGAUAGUAUAAGUUUGAACUUUUCUUUUAUGUUUACAUUUUUUCGAAUACUGAACUCUUUUCACUUAGUUGAUUACAUUGGAUAUUGUACGACGUAAUAUACGGAGUACUACGUAGCAAUUUUUAUAUUUUUCCUUUAAGCCCAUAUAGGUCCAACUCUAUUAGUAAAAUGUAGGCCGACACGAACAAACCAUUAGUUAAUUUAGUUUGUAUAGGGCCCGAUCAAUCCCAACCCAAACCCUAUUAAAGAUAAAGUAUACUAUACAAAGAUCUAAAGAACCCUAUUAAACAUAGAGUACUAUACAAAGAUGUAAAGAAAACAUAUAUUUACCUGGAUUCUAAAAAUACAUGCUAUAUUUAAUUAUUUAUUGAUAAUGCUUUGCGUAAACAAAGAAUUACACCUUUUGUACACAUUUGUCGGUCAGACCUACCUCUUUGCACUAAUGAAUAAGGGUGACAACUCCGGUACCUUUCUAAAAACAGGGGUACCGUACCUAGGAUUCAUUUAAUUGGACCACAUCACUUUAUCAAUUUUAAUUUAGAUUUAAAUAAUUCAAAUGCUACCUUUUCAUUGGUCCAUAUGGACAAAGAUAUGAUACCUUAUGGGUACAUAGAAACUACCAUGAAUAAGAGAGUAUUUAUAAUGUGCAUAGAAAAUGUACAAAUUAAUGUCAUUUUCAAAAAGUUAUGCAGAUCUCUACUCCUCAUUCUAAAACCCGGCAAGACCUCCAAAUUUGACACAAUUAUGUAACAACAAAACAAAAAUAAAUCUAAGACUUCAAACGAGACAAAUUAAAUAUAAAAAGGUCCUCUUAUAUUGGGAGCAGUAAAUCACAACAAUGACUCUGAACUCACUGUAAAAAGUUAAUUCUUACUAUCCCAAAAGAUGUUAAUGAAACUCCGGUGGAGCCUUCCAUUCCUACAUCAAAAGAAGAUGUGGUGGCUGGACCUGAAACAUAGUUAUCUAUAUAUAUAGUAAAUACGGAGUUCUGUAUUUACUAGCAUCGAGAGAGAAGGUGAAUAAUAAAUUAAAGAUGCUGAUUGGCCAUGAAAGUUGUCAAGUUGGAGAUGGAAAUUUAAAGGUAGGUGGUGAUGAUAAGCUGGUGAUUGGAAGGUGUAGGGAAAUGUGUUUUUUGACAUAAAUAUUCACAUUAUACAUUGCAUACAUGUCCUCAAAAAUCAUUUUCGUCCUUUCCAUGGCCAAAUUUAUUCCCCGGAUCCGACCCGGAUCCACUCAACCAGCAACCACAACCUCUGUGUCCUUACAUCAGCCAUACACUGCCCUAAGCUGAGCUAAGCCAACUCCUUCCUCCACCACCACUUAUCUAUCAUCAAUUCCACAACUCAAUCCGCCAUUGCCGAACUUCUAUUUGUUCUUUUAUGUGAGGUAAGUUUCGGAUUGAAUCGAACCUGCAUUUUGGAUUUUGAGAAGCUAUCAUGGAUCAAUGCGCGAUUCCGGAUUUCGAGAUCGAUGAGGACUACUGCUCCCCUCUUCCCGUUGUUCCGCAGCCGAAUGUUUCUGGAAAUACUAAGAAGUCUGCAGUGGCAGAAGAGGAAAUCAUGGAGUUAUUGUGGCAGAACGGUCAGGUAGUGGUGGUGCACGCUCAAAACCAGAGAUCUGUUAAAAAACCGACUCCGUUCGGCGGCAGCGAUGCGACGAUUCCGCUUCCUCCCGCCGGCGACGUCAGAUCAGCGGCGGUGGAUGAAAUGCCAGCGCCUCAGCAUCUGUUCAUGCAGGAGGAUGAGAUGGCGGCUUGGCUUCAAUGUCCUCUGGUUGAGUAUCCUAUCGACCGGUAUCUCGGAGCCGAUCUACUGUAUCCGGCAGCUUCAGCUGCGCCGCCACCGCGGGACGGGAGACCAUCCGCGUCUCAGAUCCGACAUCCGCCGGCUCCUCAGUUAUCUGCCGACGCUCCUCGGCCGCCUAUACCUCCCGGAAGGCGAACAGAACCGGAAAGCGCGUCGCGUUUCCAGAACUUGGGAAACCUACCGCGAUUGGCUCGCCCGAAUUUCAGAGCCGGAACGUCGAGAGACUCGACGGUUGUGGAGUCCAAUGAGACUCCGAUGGUAGGGAGAGAAUACAGAGUUUCACGGGUAGCGGACAGAGCAGCGCAGAUUGCCGGCGGCAAUGUAGGAUGCGGGAUGGAAGCUGCUAGAACAUCAAACGGAGGAAAGGGAACGGGAACGUGUGAAUUGAGUUUGACGACGUCGCCGGGAAACUCCGGCGCCAGUGUCAGCGAAGAGAAGUCAAUAGCUCCGGUGGCGGAGGAUCGGAAGCGCAAAGCAAGGGAAACGGACGAGGAGGGCCAUAACGCGGAGGCUGAAUCAGCAUCUGCUGAUGCAAAGAAGCAAUCCCGUGCUUCUGGAUCGACCAAGCGAUCUCGUGCUGCAGAGGUCCAUAAUCUAUCCGAAAGGAGGCGUCGAGAUAGGAUCAACGAGAAAAUGAAAGCUCUGCAAGAACUAAUUCCACGUUGCAACAAGUCAGACAAAGCUUCAAUGUUGGAUGAAGCUAUCGAGUAUUUAAAAUCAUUACAGUUGCAAGUGCAGGUAUUUUUCGUUGCAAAGAAGAUGAUGUCGAUGAGCCAUGGAUGUGGAAUGAUGCCAAUGAUGUACCCCGGAUUCCAGCAGUACAUGCCUGCUGCAAUGAGUCUUGGGAUGGGGAUGGGAAUGAACCCACAGGUUGGACCGUACCCAACUGUUCUUCCAACUUCCUCCAUGCCAAACCCUUCCCCUGCUACAUCUUUGGGUCCAAGAUUCCCUAUGCCCACUUUUCCCAUGCCUCCUCCCUUUCCGGUUCCUGAUCCCUCAAGAAUUCCAGCUCCUAGCCAGCCACCACCAGAUCCUAUGCUAAACUCGCUUGUCCCUCAUAAUAAUUCUAACCAAUCGCCUUUCCCGAUUCCCCCCACAGAUGCAUACCAACAUUAUCAGCUUGGUCUUCACCACAGCCAAGUCACACAUCAACCGAAGAUGGAACAUCAUAUUAACAAGCUAGCUAGCAGCAGCAAAGAUGUUAAUAACUCGACAAACCAUCAAUAUGGCUGAAUUCCAUGUGGAUAGUUUAUGUAAGAGGCGUCUUCCCAAACUAAAUUUUGUAGUGUAAACAAAAAGAGGAACACAAUGCAGAAUUGCAGACACAUCUGGCAUAUUUCAUACAGAUGAAGCUUACAGCUAACUUGUAAUUAGUAAACCAAUCUUCAUUGUGAUUUUCAGUUAAUUAAUGGAAUUAUUUCUGAUUGUUUUCAGUUACCAAUUGAACUGAGGCAAUCGUUUGACAAUAACUGCUUAUUAAUGGACAAGACUAUGUAAAUUCAAAGAAGCAAAAUGUUCAUUCUGUAUUAUGUAAGGAGCCGUUGAGUGUACGUUUGUAAUCCCAAAAAUGUCAAGGAAAGAAAAUAUGUAUGAACAUGUAAGCAAAUUUUGGUAGGAAAGAAAACUUGGAACACAACUAUUGGUUCAAAGUUCAAACUUGAUAGUUUUAGAAUGCGUGGAACAUGACUAUUAAAGUAUUAUUAUGUAUAUAAUA